Aspergillus ibericus CBS 121593 is the source of this 1063-nucleotide messenger RNA. RefSeq names its product molybdopterin synthase catalytic subunit. Gene Ontology annotation, molecular function: molybdopterin synthase activity. Gene Ontology annotation, biological process: Mo-molybdopterin cofactor biosynthetic process. NCBI's taxonomy places the organism in Eukaryota, Fungi, Ascomycota, Eurotiomycetes, Eurotiales, Aspergillaceae. Gene Ontology annotation, cellular component: cytosol. The transcript has 2 exons. The record is from RefSeq and is a predicted model, not a curated record. The coding region runs from base 239 to 796 and encodes 185 amino acids.
CGCCAUCUUCCACAGCAAACUUGUGGCUCUUUACGCAUUCGCAUCAUUCUUUCUCACUUCCAGCUUUGAAGUACAUUACAUUGCAUCUAGCAUCAUCCGUGGUUACAUCUCCUAUCCACCUGCAAUCCACACCCACCACCAUCCGGUAUUCCCGGUAUUCCACCAUAUAUAUCCAGUCACAUCUCAAUCCCACAACUAACCCCUCACCGGCCCAUUACCACAACCAAACCGAGCCAUCAUGUCCUCAACCACCCCAUUGAACACCCACCCGCACGAACAACCCCAAUCCGACCCUCUUCCACCGCACCUAGACCCCCAAACCUACCCCCGCACAACCACCAACCCAACCCUGAACACCCACAUCCACCUAACCUACGACCCCCUCGACCCAACCGCCGCACUAUCCAAAAUCUCCUCCCCCAACGCCGGCGCCAACGUGCUCUUCCUCGGCACCACGCGCAACUCCUUUGAAGACCGUCCCGUUGCCACACUAAGCUACACGGCGUACCCGCUUCUCGCCCUGAAGACCUUAUCCAAGAUUGCAGCGGAUGCGGUGGAGAAACACGGCCUGCUGGGGGUGGUCAUUGGGCAUCGGUUGGGGGAUGUGCCGAUUGGGGAGAGUAGUAUUGUGAUUGCGGUGAGUGCGGGACAUCGCGGGGCGGCGUGGAGGGCGGGUGAGGAGGUGUUGGAGUUGUGUAAGGAGAAGGCGGAGAUUUGGAAGAGGGAGGUGUUUGUGGAUGGGGAGGAGGAGUGGAGGGCGAAUAAGGAUCGCGAUGCGGAGGGGAAUUUGGUAUGAAAGUGAGAGUGAGAGUGAGUCCUAUUUUACAAUCACAGAGUAGGGUAUUGCCUAUGAUACACGCGCUCGCAGACGAUUUAGUCCUUCUUGAGCGGCUUGCCCUCCCGCUUCCAAUCGUUGAUAUGUUCCAUGAUGGUUCUCGUGGCCGUCUCGGGCGUGUCCUGACGACCAAUACACUCGACGAAGUCAUUGUCGGGGUCUAAAAAGUCAGCUUCCUGCCACCAUAAAACCAGGGAACGAAAACCUACCCAUCAGAUAGAAAUAGAU